GGCUAGUGAUUGACGAUGUAUUGUGUUGCACCGCGGGAGCAAUUAAAGAAGCUGAGAAGAGAUCAUAAGACUACCACUGUAGAAGUCUGUGGUGGUCGGGACCCCUAUUGAAGAUCUACUUUAUCUCAGGCGGCCUGAUGUACGUGACAGCCUCGGCGUCGUCGAAGGCUCUCGCAUCCCCUGCUCCAUGCUUCCAUUUGUCUGUGUCACGCCAGCUUGGCUCCUGCAGAUUUCGCUGUACUUUUCGCGUUUAAGUCGAUUUAACAAUUUCUUAAUGUCAUCAGGCAACAGAAAAACGAAGCAAGCUGAUGUGCGUGUACGUGCGUGUGUGUGUGUAUGUAUGAACAAUAAGCUCAUUCAGAGACACACAUACAUGAGCGUGCCCGGAUAAGGAGGCCCCUUUUCUACUCCACUUUUUGGGGGGAUUCUUGUUCCUGGGGAGGGUGUUGCGGAAGGAAGGUGCAUCUGGAUCUGAUCUCCCUCCAUUUUUCCUGCCACGUAGUGUCCGCGUUGAACGAAUCUGUGUAUGCAGCUUGGUCAGGUACGCGGCAGGAAUGGAGGGAUCGGUGCCGUACAUGGAGGCGGUUGUGACUUUUAUGGUUGUAAUGUACUUUUUUGAGACUUAUUUGGACUUCAGACAGCACAAGGCGUUGAAGUCGGAGAAGCUUCCUCGCGCGCUCGUUGGUGUUGUUAGCCAUGAAAAGUUUCUCAAGGCCCGCGCAUACAGUCUCGAAAAGAGUCGCUUUGGGUUCGUCCAGGGCGCGGUGGUGUUCUCCGAGAACAUUGCCAUUCUGUUGCUUAAGUUAUUGCCUUGGUUAUGGGACUACUCGGGAACGCUGGUGUUCAAACUGGGCUUUGAUCCGGAGAACGAGAUUCUGCACUCGCUCGCUCUUCUGGCGGUGACCACAGUGUGGGCACAAGUGCUCGGGCUACCGUUCUCUAUUUAUUCGACGUUUGUCAUUGAAGAACGACAUGGCUUUAACAAGCAGACGCCGUGGCUUUUCGUCAAGGAUGUCUUGAUGGAGCUGUUGCUCGCGGCGAUCCUCGGUCCGCCGGUGAUUACGGCGGUUAUCACGAUCGUGAACAAGGGCGGGCCGUACUUUCCCUUGUACCUUUGGGCGUUCAUAGUGCUCUUUUCGCUGCUGAUGAUGACCAUCUUCCCUAUCCUGAUUGCGCCGUUGUUCAACAAGUACACGCCUCUGCCGGAGGGGACUCUGCGAACGAAGAUCGAGAACCUGGCCUCGUCGCUCAAGUUCCCCUUGAAGAAGAUCUUCGUCGUCGACGGUUCGAAGCGGUCGAGUCACAGCAAUGCGUACAUGUACGGAUUCUUCAACAACAAGCGCAUCGUGCUGUACGACACCUUGAUUGCGCAGUGUAACGACGAGAGCGAGGUCGUCGCAACCCUCGCUCACGAACUUGGGCACUGGAAGCUCAGUCACACCGUAUACAAUCUCUGCAUAUCGCAGAUCUUGGCGCUUGUGCAGUGCGCCGGGUACGCAGUAGUCCGGAACAGCAGGGCGCUAUUCGAGAGCUUCGGCUUUUCGGUCCAGCCCGUUGUGAUUGGGUUCAUGCUUUACGAGCACAUCAUUACGCCAGUACACCACCUUGUGAGUUUCGCGAUGAACCUGCUCAGCCGGUCGUUUGAGUUCCAAGCCGAUGCCUUUGCGAAGAAGCUUGGCUAUGGCAGCCAGCUCCGCGGGGCACUGAUCAAGAUGCAGGAGGAGAAUCUCUCCACGAUGAACACGGAUCCAUGGUAUUCCGCUUACCACUACUCUCACCCUCCUCUCGUCGACAGGCUGAGCGCACUUGGAAAAGUGGAGGACGAACACCGCGAUGAAGAUAUCACAUCGGCCGGUGGGGAGUUGAAGAAAGACAAGUGAAAAUGAACAGCGAUGUCGAGCAUAUGGCAGUGCGCCCAGUGCCUAUAUAUGUCGCUCCCUCUAGAAAGGCGGAUGGCUGCUGCCCAGUGCCCACUAUGUCGGUAAGGGUGGGCUGUGCAUUCUCUCCCCCCAAACAACGAGCUAGGAACUCGGCGGUUUUGAAAAACAAAGACAAUCCUUGUUUGAGGUUAUCAUGAAACAACGUGGAAAGACGAUCGUUGUUUCUUAGCGGCUAUUAUGGAACAACGCGAGCGAAUGCUUGUUUGGCGCAAGGCGCACAGCACGGACCGGAUGUGUGUCUACUACUGUCUACUGGAUACGUCUGGCCUGAUGUGCUUGUGCAAUUCUUUCCGGAUUAAGCCACCAGUUCAAUUCCCAGCCGUUUUGCGAAAAUGUGCCGGGUGUACGGGCCUGCCUGUGCACGUUCAAAUCCAUUCAUUUUCCGAAUGUGUUUGGAGAUUCUUGGGAAUGGCAAAGGGACUGGUGGGGUUCGAUGCAUCGGCUGCAGGUGUGUUCGGCUGCUGGCAGAUUUUCCUCCUACCUGCCCCCAUUAUUGCCGUGGACUACAUGAAGCUCCUGCAGAGAGGGCGCAGCCAUAAAGGUUGAGAGAAACAAUGGGGAUGCACACACGCAUGCAUGCACGUGCACACACACACAUGCACUCAUGUGCACACACGCAUGCACGCACAUGCACACACACAUGCUCACACGUAUGCACACAUGCUUGCACGCACGUGCACAUGCACAGCAAAACUGUCUGUCACAGCCACACUUCCUUUGCAGUGUUAUGCUCAACGUAAACAACAAGGCAUGAAGACGGUGUUUGGACAGG
This is a messenger RNA of Chara braunii, 2712 nucleotides long. The record is from the annotation of a GenBank genome assembly. NCBI's taxonomy places the organism in Eukaryota, Viridiplantae, Streptophyta, Charophyceae, Charales, Characeae.